AUGGCUCGGCUAGGGCGCGUUGGCUUUCUAGCCCUGGCAAUUAUCUUCCAUGCAAUAUACACCUACUCAAUAUUCGACAUCUACUUUGUCAGCCCCAUCGUCAGUGGCAUGCGCGAAUUCGGCGUCCAACGAGCUUCCUCCGCAAAAGCCCCCGCAAAAAGACUCUUUCUCUUCGUCGGAGACGGUCUACGUGCUGAUAAGGCUUUCCAGUCCUUUCCGGACCCGUCUCCCGGAGGCGUGCUGGACCCCGAUUAUCCCAAUCUCGAGCAAAAAAAAGGCACUGUGUCGUCUGGGAAUAAACCGCCUCGACCGCUUGCGCCGUUUAUUCGCUCCCGCGUCCUUUACCAUGGAACCUUUGGUGUGUCGCAUACGCGGGUGCCCACGGAGUCCAGGCCGGGCCAUGUCGCCCUCAUUGCUGGCUUGUAUGAGGAUGUCUCGUCGGUGACGACGGGGUGGAAGCUCAAUCCUGUCAAUUUCGACAGCGUGUUCAAUCGCAGUAGGCAUACCUGGAGUUGGGGGAGUCCGGAUAUAUUGCCUAUGUUCAAGGAGGGUGCGACGCCGGGGAAAAUCGAUGCGGAGUCGUAUGGCGAGGAGGCAGAGUAUUUUAGCAAGGACGGGUCGCAGUUGGAUAUUUGGGUGUUUGAGAAGGUGAAGGCAAUGUUCGCCGCGGCAAAGGAAGAUCCAGAGCUUGAUGCGCGAUUGAGACAAGAUAAGAUUGUCUUCUUUUUGCAUUUACUUGGUUUGGAUACGGCUGGGCAUUUUUAUCGGCCUUAUUCGAAGGAGUAUCUGCAUAAUAUCAAGGUUGUCGACCAAGGAGUGAAAGAGAUUACAGAAUUGGUUGAGGAGUUUUACGGCGAUAAUGAGUCAGCCUUUGUUUUUACGGCUGAUCAUGGCAUGAGUGAUUGGGGGAGCCAUGGUGAUGGACACCCGGACAAUACCCGUACUCCCUUGGUGGUUUGGGGUUCUGGAGUCGCUAAACCGAAAAUUCAGAGAAGGGGAAAGGCUCCAGGCCAUGAAGAUGGAUUCUCUUCCGACUGGGGCUUAGAUAGCGUUCAGAGACAUGAUGUUGCCCAGGCCGACGUAGCUGCUCUCAUGGCAUACUUGGUUGGAUUGGAUUUCCCCGUGAAUUCGGUUGGGGAGCUCCCCCUUUCGUACCUUGAUGCGUCACCCAAAGAAAAAGCCCUGGCUGCUCUCGCGAACACCCAGGGGGUUCUAGAGAUGUACCGAGUGAAAGAGGAGAAUAAAAGAGCUUCAGUUUUGCGUUACCAACCAUAUCAAGCUUUCGGAGUUAAUGAGCGUUCUAUCGAGAACCGCAUCUCCGAAAUUCAACGGUUAAUUUCGAGGAAGAAAUACGACGAGGCGAUUAGGAAAUCUUCCGAUCUGUUACAUACCGCUCUGGACGGCCUGCGAUAUCUGCAGACCUAUGACUGGCUAUUCCUCCGAACUAUAGUUACUGCAGGCUAUCUCGGAUGGAUUGCAUAUGCGCUGACAACCGUGAUAGAUCUCCACGUCCUGCAUGAAACUUCCGUCCCAAGUCGUACGACAUUCAGUACGAUGUUCUUUUCUUCCAUACUAGUCAUAUUGUAUUCUAUAUUCUGGAUUCAAAAGUCGUCGUGGAGAUAUUACGCAUAUGGCAUUUUCCCCGUCUUCUUCUGGGAGGAAGUUGUAGCAAAACGGCAGGCGAUAGCAGCUGGACGAAAGAUUUUUCUCAGCCAUGUUCAGUCACUGGGUGACUACAUAACUUUUUGGUUACAGAUAUUGAUAUAUGUUGGGGUAUUGGAGGCACUUCGGAGUGCAGAUUCUUACCUGUCGGACAGAACGAUAGGGGCAACUCUCAUGGUCCUUACUGGGCUCCUCUAUCUCAUAUUCGAGGAAUCAAUAACGCCGAUUUCUAAAACCCUAUCGAUUGCCGUCAGUAGGGGUUCCAAGCGAAUUAUGGGCAUGCAGAUCGGCAUGGUUCUGCUGGCUUUAAUAGUAACCAGAUCUACCGCCGCAUCACUACAGGCAAAAGAAGGUUUGCCGUUCGGAAACCAAGUUGUUGCAUGGUCGGUUCUAGUGGCAUCUCUUACAUUUCCAUUCUUCCACCGGCUAUAUCCAAAUAGCCACUACCUCCAUCGCCUUGUAGUGAUCUUUCUCACCUUCUCUCCAACGUUCAUCAUUCUCACCAUUUCGUACGAGGGGCUCUUUUACUUCGUCUUUUGUAUUACCCUACUCAGUUGGGUUCAACUUGAACACCGCAUAUUCAUCCACACCUCAUCCCAGCCACCAACCACCAUCGUUCCAUUAAAUGAUGUCACCCAAAUCAAAACGAAACAAAGCCCUCUACAACCCAACAGCGAAAACCACAUAUCAAAACCCCGUUAUCGCAUCCUAACAACCAGAGAUGCCCGUGUUGCGUUGUUCUUCUUCUUCCUUCUCCAAUCCGCCUUCUUCUCCACGGGCAACAUCGCUUCAAUCUCUUCUUUCUCCCUCGAAAGCGUUACCAGAUUAGUCCCUAUCUUCGACCCCUUCCUCCAAGGCGCGCUGUUAAUCCUAAAGAUCCUUAUCCCAUUUGCCAUCAUCAGUGCGAACCUGGGUAUCCUCAACCGGCGCCUAGGUGUCGCUCCUUCCGCUCUAUUCAUGAUCGUUAUGUCCAUCAGUGACAUAAUGACGCUUAAUUUCUUCUACAUGGUGCGCGACGAGGGGAGCUGGCUUGACAUUGGCACGACAAUUAGUCACUUCUGCAUCGCGAGCGGGCUCUGCACGUUCGUUGCUGGGCUAGAGUUCCUUAGUGAGACGCUCAUUGCUGGCGUAAAGUUUGAGGAUGAUGGUGUUAGUAAGGGUGCUAUUGCAGCUGGUGGUGAAAGCGAUCAUAGUAAAUCCAGCCCCUCCAAAACGAACGAGGCGCAGAGGAAAACAAUGACGGGGAAGGAAGGAAAAGCUCACGCGGAGUUUAACGGCACAAAAAUUCUAUCGCCACUCAUACGCUAG
Histoplasma mississippiense is the source of this 2970-nucleotide messenger RNA. RefSeq lists its product as hypothetical. NCBI's taxonomy places the organism in Eukaryota, Fungi, Ascomycota, Eurotiomycetes, Onygenales, Ajellomycetaceae. The record is from RefSeq and is a predicted model, not a curated record. Gene Ontology annotation, cellular component: endoplasmic reticulum membrane. The transcript is spliced from 4 exons. Gene Ontology annotation, biological process: GPI anchor biosynthetic process. Gene Ontology annotation, molecular function: mannose-ethanolamine phosphotransferase activity. Bases 1 to 2970 code for a protein of 989 amino acids.